AUGACUGCCAGUAUAGCACUGAAUGACAUUUUGCAUGAACUAUACGCUGAAAACCAGAGACUCUGUAAUGAACUCAAAGUUUCGCACAAUUUAUGCCAAAACUAUCGCCAAUUGACUCAUCAGUGUCUCCAGAGUUGUGUCAACUGUCAGAGUAAUGCCCAAUACGUGCAUCACUUCAACCAACUUGAGCUCAGUUACCCCGUGGAUGAUACCCAGGAUAGUCACGCUGGCAGUGAUGAUCAGGGUAUUCGUGGGGGUAGUGAUAAGCCGGGUGUCAAAUAUGUGUAUAACAUAGGUAUCGAUGAAUCGGCUAAUAAUGAGCUCUUGAUUAGCGUUAAGGAAGUGUUAAUCAGUGAUAGUAAUUGUGGUGAUAAUCAUGGCGUUAGGGAUGCCAUCGGCGGUACUGCGGCUGCAGUGAGUCAACCCAUUGGUCGUAGGAGUAGUCGACGGACGACCACUAAAUCAAAGGGAAAGGCAUCUGAGGGCUCGACCAGACCUCCGGAUACCCCAAAAGUGGACACAACUGUGGAAAAGAAAAAGGAAUGCGAUUUCUGUGACUAUACUCACAGGGACUGGAAGGCCGUGGAGUCGCAUAUGAAUCGAUGGCACCUCAACCUCAAGCCCUACCGGUGCCUGUCGUGUGGGGUGUCCUACUCGUCCGACAGGUACCUGACCCGACACAUCAAGGAGUCGCACAACUCUGUCAUCAAAUACUUUCGCUGCGAUUAUAAGGACUGCGACUUCAAGACUAAGUACCAGAACGCCAUCAAAGGUAGUAUUGCU
Oppiella nova is the source of this 783-nucleotide messenger RNA. NCBI's taxonomy places the organism in Eukaryota, Metazoa, Arthropoda, Arachnida, Sarcoptiformes, Oppiidae. The record is from the annotation of a GenBank genome assembly.